Molecule: messenger RNA, 717 nt
Organism: Hibiscus syriacus
Lineage: Eukaryota; Viridiplantae; Streptophyta; Magnoliopsida; Malvales; Malvaceae
Exons: 1
Coding region: 16-702 (228 amino acids)
Source: RefSeq, a predicted model, not a curated record
ACGCUACGAACAAAAAUGGCAUUAGAGCUUUUCUCGGACAACUCUGGUAUGAGUCCCAGGAUUUCAUUUUCUCUCGAUCUUUGUCAUUUUGAUCAAGUGCCUGUGGAUCAACGCCCUCUCAGAUCAUCAUCGAAACCUCCAUCCUUGAAUUCAUGCAUUGAUUUCGAUUUCUGCGUCGCCGAAAGCCUCGAACAACAACAACCAUCGUCCGCCGAUGAACUUUUCUCCGAUGGCAAAAUCCUUCCUACUGACAUCAAGAAAAACAACGUCCCUUCCAAGCAAACUGAUCACCAGUCUUCGCCUCCUCCGCCGCCGCCGCCUCACGAUGGUGCUAAUGUUGAUUCCACGAAAGAUAGCUCGAACGAAGAUGAUCAGAAGCAAAGUAGUUCGAAGUCUUCAUUUUGGGGUUUCAAAAGGAGUCGAAGCUUCCCUUGUGGAAGUGGCUAUGGCAGGAGCUUAUGCCCUUUGCCACUUCUGUCGAAAAGCAAUUCAACUGGCUCGACACCAAAUAUUAAACAACCUUCCAAUAAGCAUCUCAAGCCUCCAUUGAAGAAGAGUACUGCUUCUUAUAAGCCUUAUGGUAAUAUUAAUGGCAGUGUUCAUGUUAACCCGGUUCUCAAUGUUCAUUCUUUGAAUUUGUUCGGUUUGGGUUCAAUCUUCUUCAAUGGAAAAGCUAAGAAUUGCCACUGCCAGAGGAAAUGAUUUGACAUGUCAGUU